AUGCUUACUUUCAAUGGUGUCGGUUCAGUGCCGGUCAGUGCCGGUACAGUCAGAACUAGUGCCGGUGCCGUUCCAGUGCCGCGGCACCGGCACCACGGCACUGAGUGCCGGUGCCAGUACUUCGGCACCGGCACCAACAUUUCGAUCACUACUUUGAGGUAUCGUUAUUAUACUAUUUGCGGCUCGUGUUUUGCGUUUGCUGUGGUCGACACCAUUGAAAGUGCGUUUAAAAUAACAAACCCGGCUGAAACACUAAAAGUGCUAUCUGUGCAACAAAUCGUCGACUGUAUGUAUAACCCCGAUCGCCACGACAUAUGCCAGACGGGCGGUACGCUGCCAGACGCCGCCAAAUACGUGAAGCAGCAUGGUGGCCUAGAAUUGGAAACCGACUAUCCGUACGUGGGCAAAUAUGGCAUAUGUGACAGCCGUGUGGAUAAAAAUCAAGUCACCCUAACCGGUUACGGCGAACAAUACGAUGGCGACGAGUGGUAUUUGAGGGAGGUUGUUGGCACGGUAGGCCCAGUGGCCCUGGGCAUUUUUUCCGACAGGCCUAAUUUUAAAUUGUAUAAGUCGGGCGUGUAUGUCGACAAUGGUUGCCAUGGUGUCGCGGCUGAUCAUGGUGUUGUAAUAGUAGGCUAUGGCCGCGAAAAUAAUCUAGAUUAUUGGCUUAUUAAAAAUAGUUGGGGCGAAACGUGGGGUGCUAAGGGGUAUAUUAAAGUUGCCCGCAAUAAUAAUAACCAGUGCGGUAUUGGCGACAAUAUCAGGCCAUAUCUAUCGGGCAGAGUUACCGACUUUCAACGUCAGUCGACGGGCCAUCUCUUAAACACCAUUUACAAUGAAAACAAAGAGUACGACGUGAUCGUCGACAUGGGGUGCGGCUCCGGGUAUUUGACCCAACUAUUGGCUCAUAAAGUAAAAUACAGGCAAAUAAUAGGUAUAGACAGCGACCCAACACUAGUAGUGGAGGCCCAGCGGCGCAACACCACAGACACCAUCCGAUACCUACACCAAGACUUAGACAAACCGUGGGCUGAAUGGCGGCCUGAGCUCCGGGCCCUCGAGUCCACCGCAAACCUGAUUGUGUCAAACAUUGUGUUUCAGGCCAUAGAGGAUAAGCCGAGACUAAUGGAUGUGUUGGCCCACCUGUUGGCCUCCGGGGGCCGAGUGGUGGCCCGUUUUGGACAGACACCCGAUCUGAAUGCGAAACUCACUGAACAUCAGCGCCGAAAGUAUCGGUUGUUUUUAAAGACCUAUUCAACGGAUCAACACUACGACCACUGGUCGACAGCCGCCCAUCAGAAGGGUCUGGGAGUCAAACAGUUUGCCGUUUUUGACAAUUACCGUACGAUUACACGACAGCAUAUGAUCGCUAUGAGUCCAAUGCUGCCCGAAAUGAUAGCCUCGGUGUUUAAAUUGCGCAAUAAGACCGGGGUGAAAUACGAGUUUGUUAAGAGCAUAGUGUUUGAUGUGUUGACACAACCGACGACUAAACACCUGAACGGAAACGCGUGGACAGACUUCGUGGCCGACGACUCCAUCGCAACCAUUGAAUUGCAUUUCCAGGAAAUACAGCUAAUCCUCGUUAAGCAGUGAUUUAUAUGCAAUGAUUUGUUUUCAAA
This is a messenger RNA of Medioppia subpectinata, 1619 nucleotides long. Lineage: Eukaryota; Metazoa; Arthropoda; Arachnida; Sarcoptiformes; Oppiidae. The record is from the annotation of a GenBank genome assembly.